AUGCCGCAUCUCUACAACCUGACCGUGGUCCCGGCCGGCUGGCCCCUGGAGACCGUCCUCGACGCCUUCGUGCACUUGACGGACUACGACCCUGCUGUUGCCGGUGCGCAGCGCGCCCGAGAGGCGCUGGCGGCGCGGCUGGUGGAGCUCUGGGCCGCGCGGCCGGCGGAGGCGGCGGCCUGGCGCGGUCUGAACGAGGACCGCUCCCAGGAGCGGCUCGCCGAGCUGCUCCUCCAGCACGCGCGGAGCGAGGUGAGCCGGUUUUUCGUCCGCUCCUUCUCGGAGGCGGGGCUGGAGCGAGAGGCUCGGAGUUGGCCGCCUCCGCCGGAGUGGUGGGAGGCUCGGUUCCGCGCUCUCUGCUGGGAGCUCGCUGGGCGGCUGGCGGCGGCCGAGGCGGAGGCCGAGGAGACGGCGCGGAAGCGGCAGAAAGUGGAGGAGAAGGGCCAGGAGGAGAAGCAGCUGCGGGAGGAGAAGAGGCAGCUGGGCGAGCGCCUGGAAGCCGCCGAGGCCGAGCUCCAUUCCGCGAAGGAGGAGGUCGCCCAGCAGAAGUUGCAGAACGCGCAGCUCGGCUCCGAGCUCCAAGCCGCAAGGUGCGACUGCGAGCUGCUCACGGAGCGCCUGGCAGCGGCAGAGGCGACGUUGGCAGACAAGGCACGCGAGCUCCAGGCCGCGCAAGGCGAGGGUGCUGCGCAGAGGCAGCGGUGCGAGGAGCUUGCGCGGCGCUUGGAGGCUUCAGAGGCCGAGGCGUCAGGAAAGCAACGUGACGUCCAAAGGUUGCAGGACGAGUGCAAUAAGCACAAGGAGCAUUGCGAGCAGCUCGCGAAUCGCUUGGCCACGGCGGAGGCCGUUUCUGGAAGCAAGGCAGACUUGCAGACGCUGCUGGAGAACGCAGCUCUCAAGGAGCGUGGUGAGCUGCUCGGGCAGCAGCUUGCAAAGGCGGAGGCCAAGUUGAGCCAGAUGCAGGCACUGUGGGAAGAGCAGGGUGUGUACAAGGAGCGCUGCCGUCAGCUGGAGCGCCAGCUUGCCGAGGCGAAGCAACAGUCAAAGUACUUGGGUGAUGGCUGCUCAGCUCCUGGUAUCCUCGGCCACCGUGGCGCAGGCAGUGAGUCCGGUGAAGCCUCCGAGUCAAACUUGACGGAUCAGAUGGGCUACACCUUGGUGGAUUCCGAUGGCGACGCUGCCUCGUCGGUUCUGAGCUGCUCCUCCUGGUUUUCUGUGAAGCCUCACUGCUUCAUGCUGAAUGCCAUCUUCAAGACUCGCAGCUACGGCACCGACUUCUUCCUCAUGGGCCGGGACCUUAAGAAAGGCUCGCAGGUGGUGGCCGGAGAUGAUGCGACGAUUCUGGAGGUGGCCGCCAACCCAGAGCUCUGCCGGGCCACCGAGGUCGUCGACUUGCAAGCCGGAGCUGCCAACCUGCGGGUGACCCCGGACCACCUCGUGCAGGUCCCGGAUGCCACAGGUGACUCAGGGACGAACCUCUAUGUCCCGGCCGGAAAGCUGGCCGCGGGCGAUCUGGUGAUGCUCGAUUCCGGGGAGCCCAUCGCCCUCACCAGCGUCGCCAUUCGGCCCAUGGAGUGCGAGGUGCUGAAGAUCACGUUCGAGCCGCACCUGCCCGUGGCCGUCUUCUCCUCCCCUCCCUGCAUCCUCAGCUUGGGGCACAAGCCGAAGCCACCGAUCCGCCGCGGGUGGGAGAAGAAGCGGGGCCAAGCUGGCCCAGUUCACCGCCAGCACGUGCCGGACGAGAGCAGGGAUGGUGGAGCCUCCAUCCCCGCGACGGCCGGCGAGUACAUGGACUAG
Symbiodinium natans is the source of this 1797-nucleotide messenger RNA. The record is from the annotation of a GenBank genome assembly. NCBI's taxonomy places the organism in Eukaryota, Dinophyceae, Suessiales, Symbiodiniaceae.